GCGUAUUGAUAUUUUAUUGUUGAUUGCCUUUUGUGUAUGAUAAGUCUUAGAUUGGGAAAAGAGAGAAUUACAUGUAUUGACACGCUAGUUUACCACAUAAUAUGUAUAAAAUGGGAUUUAUUUUUAUCAAAUAUUUGGUCCUACAUUACACAAAAGUCUUUCUGGCAGAGAAAAAGAUUCUUUUUUUUUAGGCUUGAUAGAAUUUCGUGUUUUUCUUUUCAUUCUACCAUAUACAAUGUCUGACGAUCAAGGAACAACUGACAACGAUCUCAUUUUAGCAGCUUGUCGAAAUGACCAAGACGAAAUGUUGGAAGAUGUUCUCAAGGAAGGAGAUAUAGAUAUUAAUUAUGCUGACGCUUUAGGUGACACAGCUCUUCAUUAUGCUGCUCGAUUUGGCUCUUUGACGUGCUUGGAAAUUUUGGUUGAUAUUCCCGGAAUUAAUGUCAACUUGCGAAAUAACCAAGGAGACACACCGCUACAUUUAGCUGUGAGAUAUGAGGAUGAUCCCGAAGUUGCUAUUAGCAUGGUGGACAUUCUUUUAGAUUCAGGUGCUGAUCCACGCAUUCAAAACAAAGCAAAAUCCACUGUGGGGGAUUAUGUGGUCGGUAGGAAUGAUGAUAUGAGAGCUUUAAUAGAUCAAGCAUUAGCAGGAUAUGAGAUGGAGGAUAGCGACGAGGAAUGAUGAUACAAAGGAUGAAGAAGGGGGUGGGGGGAUAUUAUUUAAGAACAACGGCUGCAUUUCUACUUGCUAAAUAUGCUUGAACAUUGGGUACACCUAAUGUGCUAAUAAAUUGAUAAAUUUCUGCAUUGUGAUAUCGUAAACCUGUCUUUGGAUCGGUGUAUUUAGCAUCUAAUCCUGUAAUAUCGCAAUACUUCUUUUGAGGCAAAAUUGACGGUGCACAUUCAAUAUUUUCAUCUAUUUGUUUUCGUCAUUAAUAA
Messenger RNA from Mucor mucedo, 939 nucleotides. RefSeq names its product ankyrin repeat-containing domain protein. Gene Ontology annotation, molecular function: protein binding. The transcript is spliced from 5 exons. The coding region runs from base 236 to 682 and encodes 148 amino acids. Lineage: Eukaryota; Fungi; Mucoromycota; Mucoromycetes; Mucorales; Mucoraceae. The record is from RefSeq and is a predicted model, not a curated record.